CCCGAGUGAAUUACCCUAUUAAGAGGUUGCUGUUAGCAAUGGCUGAAAGUGGCACUAUAAACAUGGAAAGUGACAUGCAUAAGUUUUGUGUGUCAUUUGUCUCAUGCCAAGUUGCUCAUGUUGGAAUUAAGAGAUUUGUAGAGUCUUGGAAUUAUCAUGCAAUCCCAGGGAAAGGUAUUCCAGAAGCGCUAUCUCGCCAAAACAAUUAUAUUUCAGCGAUUGAUGCAGCAGACAUCCCAAGUGUGGAAGAGGCUAUUGAUCUUUACGAAUCUGAAGGAGGCUCUUUGCAGAGAUACAGUUACUUUGGCCUUGAUCCUCUUUCACAGAGGCCUGACUUAGUUCUCAGAUGAAAUGAAAUGAUGAAGCGUGCUAAUCCAAGUUUUUCUGACAUAUUUACUAAUAUUAUUGCUGGAGAUGGAAUGUAUUUUGAAAACAUCAUUUUAUUUUGCAUUUCUGUAACCAAUCAUUUGUCUUCACUUUUUUAGAAGUUAUAAUUGUAGUA
This is a messenger RNA of Amphimedon queenslandica, 502 nucleotides long. RefSeq lists its product as uncharacterized. NCBI's taxonomy places the organism in Eukaryota, Metazoa, Porifera, Demospongiae, Haplosclerida, Niphatidae. The record is from RefSeq and is a predicted model, not a curated record. The transcript has 2 exons. Bases 39 to 350 code for a protein of 103 amino acids.